Molecule: messenger RNA, 672 nt
Organism: Lycium barbarum (goji berry)
Lineage: Eukaryota; Viridiplantae; Streptophyta; Magnoliopsida; Solanales; Solanaceae
Product: pentatricopeptide repeat-containing protein At3g14330-like
Exons: 1
Coding region: 1-672 (223 amino acids)
Biological process (GO): RNA modification
Molecular function (GO): RNA binding; protein binding
Source: RefSeq, a predicted model, not a curated record
AUGGGACGGAUUGAUCUUUCUCAGAAGACUUUUGAUAGGACUGAGAACAGAGAUGUAGCGUCAUGGAAUACUAUGAUUUUAGGUCACGGGAUGCUUGGUGAUUUACAUAAUGCAAUUGAUAUGUUUGAAGCCAUGCGAGAGGAUGGUGUUGAACACGAUUCAGUCUCAUAUAUUGCAGUUCUAUCAGCAUGUAGUCACGGAGGACUAGUUGAUAAGGGAAAGAAAUACUUUAAUGACAUGCUUGCUCGUAACAUUGAACCAUCACAGGUGCACUAUGCUUGCAUAAUUGAUCUUCUUGGUCGUUCUGGGCUUAUGGAUGAGGCUAUUAACCUUAUUACUGGUCUACCAUUUGAACCGGAUUCCAAUGUUUGGGCUGCGCUCCUUAGAGCAUGCAGACUCCAUGGAAAUGUCGACUUGGGUUCUUGGGCGGCCGAGCAUUUAUUUAAGCUGCAGCCGCAUCAUCCUGGGUACUAUGCUCUGCUCUCAAAUAUGUACGCUGAAGCAGGCCGGUGGGGUGAAGCUGAUAGUGUCAGAGAGUUGAUGAAGUUGAGGGGAGUGAAGAAAAACCCUGGAUGUAGUUGGGUUCAAAUUCAAGACAAGGUGCAUGCUUUUAUUGUUGGACAAAGACUGGAAGGAUUGGAUCCAUGUUCAUCGCUUGAGAACAUUGGUUAA